Messenger RNA from Penicillium lagena, 2169 nucleotides. Its product is annotated as DNA-directed DNA polymerase IV. Gene Ontology annotation, cellular component: nucleus. The transcript has 3 exons. Gene Ontology annotation, biological process: double-strand break repair via nonhomologous end joining. The record is from RefSeq and is a predicted model, not a curated record. Lineage: Eukaryota; Fungi; Ascomycota; Eurotiomycetes; Eurotiales; Aspergillaceae. Bases 1 to 2169 code for a protein of 722 amino acids. Gene Ontology annotation, molecular function: DNA binding; DNA-directed DNA polymerase activity.
AUGGCGGAGGAGGCCCCGAACAAGGAACGCUUCUUCCAAGCCCUGGACCUCUUGGAACAUCCGGAUGAUGACGCUCAGAAUGAAGAAGAUACUCGCCUGGAACUUCUGAUCUCUGGUUCGAGAGGGCACAGGCUUUCAAACCCGACUACAUCUCGUCGGCCGAGUCUAAUCACGCUUCCGCGGGCAAAUUCAGAUCCCCAGCCUUCUUCCACCGAGCCAGAGCCCCAAAGGAUGGGCAUCUCUUACGAAGAUAUAAAUAUCUCUUCAAGACUCACUGGCCCCAAAGUGCCGAGGGUGAAACGCUCCGCGACGACAGGCUCUAUGCUUGGAACCAAGAUUGGCGGCCCUGCAGCGAAGAAAAGAAGAGUGAGCAGUGUCAAAUCCAUCCCAGCAGAGCAGCAGAUUUUCAAAGAUCUCGUUUUCUUCUUCUUCCCCAAUAACGACGUCUCUCCGCUUCGGCGACUGCGUAUCCAGCGAGCACAGGAGUAUGGUGCCCAGCGAGCGAGAGAAUGGGCCACCGAUGUCACUCAUGUGAUCGUUGAUAAGGGUUUGACCUUCCAUGACCUCCUGACACACCUCAAGCUUGAGUAUUUUCCAGUCAGCAUGCUUACUUCAAAGCUAUAUUCGGCGCUUAUUUAUUCUCAGGUAAAUGUGAUCGUGGUCGACGAAUGCUACCCGUCAGACUGCAUCAAAUUUCACUCGGUCCUCAGUCCAUCUCAUGCACGUUUCCGUGUUGAUGGGACUCCAGGGCUUAUUGAAGACCAAGGCCCUCCUGCCGUUCGUGAAGCUAGGCUUCCUGACUCUCUACCGUUGAAACUCUCGGAAAGAGAACGAGCCCAGUCACCGGAACCUUCUCAGAUCCACGACAGCGGAAACUCGCCAGUUGUUCAGAGUUCUCCGGCGGCCGUCACUGAGCAAGUACAGUCCCACAUCGGCACAACCCUUCACGAGCGGGACUUGCUAGACGAUCUAAUCGAAGAGGCUAAAGCGACAAGCCAUCUUCCCUUGGAUCCGCUGGACCUCACCGACGACGAGACUACAGGGGAGACAUUUGAUGACGAGGCCCAGGGGUCAGACUCCGAAUUAGACAGACAGAGCCCAAAUGUCUCUAGAGACAAGGCGGCUGAAUCGUGGACCAAAAAUUUCUCCUGCAUGCAAAAGUAUGAGCCCAAUUUGCGAACUCACAAUCCGAACAACAGAACCAUCGAAGUCCUCCAGCAGAUGUCAGACUACUAUACGCGGACUGCAGAUCACUGGCGAGUUCUCGCCUAUCGCAAGGCGAUCAACGCCCUUCGAAGACAACCAAAGAAAAUCAACACACGAACGCAGGCUCUAUCGAUCUCCGGCAUUGGGACCGGCCUGGCAGACAAAAUCGAGGAAAUUGUCCUCACCAACCGGCUUCGUCGUCUUGACAAUACCAAUGGCACCCCCGAGGACCUGAUCAUCCAGGAGUUUCUCGGGGUGUACGGUGCGGGCCUUUCUCAAGCCUCCAAGUGGGUUGCGCAAGGUUACCGGUCGCUCAACGAUCUCCGUGAGAAGGCGUCCCUAACCAAGAACCAGCGGAUCGGGGUGGAGCGAUAUCACGACUUUGCGCAGCGUAUGCCUCGCAAGGAGGUCGAGGCCCACGGGGAGAUUGUUCGACGAGCGGUCCGGCAGGUCGACCGCGAUAUGCAGGUGACCAUCAUGGGCUCGUACCGACGGGGCGCGCUGGACUCGGGGGAUAUCGAUCUCAUGAUCACCAAGCCCAGGGUCACUCUAGAACACAUUCGGUCGUUGAUGAUCGAGACUAUCAUCCCCCAGCUGUUCGAGAACGGGUUCUUGCAGGUCGGCCUGGCCACCACGUCGCGGCAGGACGGAUCCAAGUGGCACGGAGCCUCCACCAUUCCUGGCAGCAACAUAUGGCGACGACUCGAUCUGCUCUUUGUGCCGGGGGACGAGAUCGGGGCGGCACUGAUCUACUUUACCGGUAAUGACAUCUUCAACCGUAGUAUGAGGCUGCUGGCGCGUAAGAAGGGCAUGUGUCUGAACCAGAAGGGACUCUACACCGAUGUGCUGAGGAAUGGACAGGCCAAGCUAACUUCUGGUCGGCUGGUGGAGAGUCGAGAUGAACAGCGUAUCUUUGCGGCUCUGGGGGUUCCGUGGCGGCCUCCGGAGCAUCGCAUCUGCUGA